AUGCCGAAGGCUCCUGAGCCUGACAAGGUACCGAUCAACUCGCCCGCCGACCUGCGCCAUGAAGUCGAUGCCUUGCUGGCAGUACUACAGCUGAACGAGACGGAGGACACGUGGGAAAAGAUCAACAAGGCGCUGAAGCGGUUCCAGGCGGUCGUGAGGGGAGGCGCAUGCCGCUUCACCGACGAUUUUGUCGCGGCGAUGAGGGACCCGAGGAUGGCAAAGGGCGUCUGCAGAUCCCUCACGACCGAACGAGGCGCCCUCAGCGGGACCGCUCUCGAGAUGGUAGCUUCCUGCACUCGCCUCGGUCCUUCAUUUGCUCCUCUUCUCGCCGUCUACUUUCCCUCCGUCCUGCGCCUCUUCGCCCGCCCGAACAAAGUCUACGUCACCCGCGCCGCCUCGACCGCCGCCUCGAUUAUCCGCAAUACACGACUCGGCGAAGUCCUCCGCUUCAUCGUCCUCGAAUGGCGCAACGAAGGCGGAAAGAGUGCUUCGUUCCGCGAGCAGGCGGCGGCGGCUGUGGCUGUCAUGCUCGGAUGCGACACGGGCUCGUUGGCGGUCGAGAAGGACAGUCUUGAGCGGAGGAUCGAGGAUCUCGAAUGGGUCAUCAAGACUGGCGCUGUCGGGAGGGAAGCGACCGUGCGAGCAGACAUGAAGAAGUGCUGGGAGGUGUACAGGCGCGAAUGGCCGGACAGGGUCGCUUCCUUCACGGCACCGAUGACGCCUACAAUCCGCAAGUACCUCAAAGUCGACCAGAUGCAUUCCUCCGCUCCGUCCACUUCCUCCGCUCCUCCAGUUCGCAAGCCGAACCCACCGCCUCCUUCAGCUACUACCCAUGCACCGCCGCCUGCCCCUCCAGCCUCUCGCCCUGCGACCCUUCUCAGCAAGUCGCACGGUCCACCCUCGACACACGCACCCGCUCGUCACCCUCUUGCCGCCAGCGCGUCUACCCGGCCGCUGCCAACUGCGUCGUCAUCGACCGCAGCGCCCAACGCCGCGCCAUUGGCGAGCGUAGCUUCCUCUUCGCUUGGCAUAGGCGCUCCGCCUCACCGCGCCGCACGGGUGGACCAGCCUCGCAGCGUCAGCGCAUCAGCCUCGACCUCUUCAUCUCGUUCGGCCUCGCGGAACGAAGAGCGCGACCCGCUCUCGGCGUCAACGAGCUCUCUUCACUCGACCGUAUCUUCGGCUACGCACGCGAGCCGAGCUGGGUUCAAGCCGACGGCGCCGAGCAAGACGGCUCCGCUUGCGUCUCGAGCGACGCGGGCGCUUGCAGCGUCAACAGCGACGGGUGCGAACGGCAUGACGACGAUGGCGCCGCCGCACGAGCCACGCAAAGCUCGUCGAGUUGUCCAAGCCGCUCCUGCCGUUCCUCCACCUACUUCUUCCGCCGCACCAACUCCUGCUCCUACAGCGACGACUCUCGCACGCUCGCAGACGUCGUCAACUGCGCCGACACCCUCGGCAGCCUCUCGCUCGCACCCUCCCUCAACCUCUUCCACCGCUUCAGUUCCCGCUCCGCCCGGCUCUUCCCACGCACCCUUCCGCCCGAAACUUACCUCAUCCACCGUUGCCGCCGCUGCUCUCGGCGCAACAGCAGCAGCCAAGACUCGCACAACCGGUGCGACCGCACGUCCCGCUGCUCCUGCGCCAGUCGUCGGCGAGAAACAGAGGGACAAGGAGAACGACAAGCCUUCUGCUCCUGCGCCCAUUGCAUCGGCUCGCCCAGCAGCCGUCACAGCACCUGCACCGCCCACCGCACCAGCCGCCUCGACCCGUACUCGUCCUCCGCGCGCCCGCUCGCCCGAAGUCGCCCGUCCCAAAGCCGUUCCCUCAGCCGCGACACUCGCAUCUCGCGAACGCCGAGCAGCGCGCGAGAGAGAGAGGGAGAGGAAGGCUGCUGAGGAGGCUGCGGCGGAGGAGAUGAGGCGGAGGGGGGAGAAGGAGCGUGAGGAGGAGAGGGUUCGGAGGGAGGAGGAGAGGAAGAGGGCGGUCGAGGUGCCGCUGCCUGUUGAGGAGGAGGAGGAGGAGCUGGCUGUCGAGGAGCACGGAGAGGUGGCGCCGGAAGCUGUCGAAGGAGAACAGGAGGCGGAAGAGGGAGAUGUUGCGGUCGUCGUCGAGGAGGACGAGUCGCGCGAGGAGGCGCUCGUCGACCAGCAAGAUGCGGCGAUCGAGGCCGUCGAGCAGGCCGUCGAGCACGACGUCACACAGGACGUCGAGCAAAUCGCCAUUCAGCAGCCUGUCGAGCCCGUCGUCGUCAAGCAGGACCCUCAGCCCGCCAUUAUCGAGGCCGUCGAUCCCGUUCACGACGAAGUUGGCAUGGACAGCGACAUGGUCGUGGAGUCGCUCCCCGCCUCACAAGCGACCGUCCCCGAAGUGGCGGAGGAAGUCGCUCCCUCCACCGAGCCUGAUCACGCAGAGCAGGGGGAGCAGGCUCACAGCUUUGCGGCCGAGACUGCGGUGGACGACAUUGUGGACAACAUGCCGCCCUCAGCGGAGUCAGACGGGCCCCACGAGACCGACGUCUCUGCAGCGCAGGGGGUUGCCGAGCUGGAACGGGUCGUUGGCGGGGAAGUCCAGAGUAUCGAGCUCGUGGAGGAGAUAGUCGGGGCUGAGCAGGAGUCGCAGGACGAGCAGGACGAAGAUGAGCACGUCCUUGACCUGCCCGAGGCGCUGAAGCCGGACGAGGAGCAGGCGGAAGGGUAUGAAGACCUUGGGCCCGAGGCCGUCGUCCAACCCGCACCGGCCUACGAUGAUUUGCCGCCUUCGCUCCUGCUUGCCGCAGUCGUGUCGCCCUGCACGGCCGCGGCCGAGGACGACUGCGUUGAGGAGGCGCAUGUGCAUGAAGACGCUUUCGCCGAGUCGGCUGAACGGACAGCGACGCCACCGCCGCCCAGCAUCUUCAGGCACAGCUCGCCUCUCCCUUCUCUCCUUCGAAUCAGCUCGCCUUUGUCGCGGCGUACGAUUGACACGCCACCAGUCUCGACGCCGACCGCCGCAACUCGCGACGACACUCCCUUCACCCCCGUCCUCCGCACUCCAUCCGUCCGCUUCCCUGCACCCACUCUCGCUUUCUCUCCCGAAUCGUUCCAGACCUGCUCCAUCAUUCUGGAUACUCCACCCAAGCUCGACGAUCCCCCUAUGGCGGUCCACCUGCCAGGCCGCGCCGUUCCGCUCUCACAGGCGACUACCGGGUCAGACGAGCAUCUGCUCGUAGGCUCAGAAUCGGACGCGGAGGAGGAGGACGAUUCCGUCUUGGCCUCGCCAUCGCCGGCAUCGCCAGGACCCCGCAGAUCAGCCUCGCCUUCCACCUUCGCCUCUCACCCUCAGCCGGUUUUCUUCCCCGACGACGGCGACAUGUCCGGCUACGACGCCGACACCACAUUCGGCGACGAGAUUGACGAGGACCAGUUUGAAGGCGGUACGGAGGCGAGUGCUGCAGAGGAGGACUCUUUCGCCGAGACGGAGGUCGCGGAGCAGAGUCGCGAAUUCGUCAUGCCGCUCAACGAUACCUCGGCGUACGAUCAUCUCGUCCACGGCGACGAAGCCGAACACGACGACAGUGGGGCGGAUGAGAGGGACGAGUCGCUCGCGUCGGAACAGACGGUGCAGCUCGAAUCGCUCAGUACCGCGCCCGAGAAUGACUCUGCGGGUGCUCCGGCGCAGGAGCUGGACGAGCGCGAAGACGAGGAGGACGAUGACGAGGAAGACCCUCAGGACGUCCUCCCCGGAUCUCCCGCCGGCACGACUCUCGACUUCUCCGACUUUGGCGUCGCAACCUCAAGCACGCCGUCAGCGGCCAACCGUCGCCCAUUGUGGGACGAGUCGCUCCUCGGCGACGAGAGCGCCAACUUCGAACUCGAGCAGUCUAAGCUCCGCUUUCACGACGAGACCGAGUCAGAACACGACCUGAGCGGCGCCAGUACGGUUCUUGGCGACCUUCACAUCUCGAGUCCUGCACUUCCGCCUCGCACGGCCAGGGUUUUCGAGGAACCACUGGAAGACGAGCCAACCGUCUUCAAGCGUUCGCUGCGAUCCCGCGUCGUGACGGUCGACUUGCACUCUUCGACGAGCAAGACGCCGGGUCGUGUCACUCGUGCCAUGGCGUCGUCAGGGAGGGACGUGCUGGGCGAGAUGCAGGCGUGA
Rhodotorula toruloides NP11 is the source of this 4140-nucleotide messenger RNA. RefSeq lists its product as uncharacterized. The transcript is spliced from 4 exons. The record is from RefSeq and is a predicted model, not a curated record. NCBI's taxonomy places the organism in Eukaryota, Fungi, Basidiomycota, Microbotryomycetes, Sporidiobolales, Sporidiobolaceae. Gene Ontology annotation, biological process: mitotic spindle assembly. Gene Ontology annotation, cellular component: mitotic spindle; microtubule organizing center; cytoplasmic microtubule. Gene Ontology annotation, molecular function: microtubule binding. The coding region runs from base 1 to 4140 and encodes 1379 amino acids.